This is a messenger RNA of Condylostylus longicornis, 1569 nucleotides long. Its product is annotated as guanine nucleotide-binding protein subunit beta-like protein 1. The transcript has 3 exons. NCBI's taxonomy places the organism in Eukaryota, Metazoa, Arthropoda, Insecta, Diptera, Dolichopodidae. The record is from RefSeq and is a predicted model, not a curated record. Bases 161 to 1117 code for a protein of 318 amino acids. Gene Ontology annotation, molecular function: protein binding.
GUUAAUGUUUUGAUUGUCUAAUUCCGAAAUUUAUUCUAAUAAAGUUGGAAAGUGAAAACGAAAUAAAACAUUUUUUUUUGUGAAUUUUGAAAUUUAUAAAAGUAUGAAAAGGUGUUAAUUUAAAUAAAAUCUCUGAGUACGUUGAAUUGAAAAAAAAAAAAUGGCUGUGCUUCCUCCAGAUCCUGUAUUUACAUUAAGGUGUGCAGAAAUGGGCUCAGUAAAUAGUGUCUGCUUUCAUCAUAAUGAAAGAAUUUUAGCUGGAACCGUAAAAGGAUCAAUUCACUUAUGGGAUUUACAAACGAAUCGUCCAUUUUUAAACUUUGAAGCUGGUACAAAUCCAAUAACUUACCUAUAUCAUGCUGAAGAUAGUUUGUUUACGCAAGAAAAAGGCGGAAAUAUAAAGUGCUGGACAUUGACUAAUACAGGUUACGAAUUGAAAAAAAAUUAUGAAACAACACAUAUAGCAUUUUGUAAAUGUGACUAUAUUCAAAACAAAGAUAUUCUUAUAUAUCCCAAAAGUGAAAAUUCUAUAGGUUUUGCGUAUUUAAAUGAUGAAAAUAUGCAAGAAAUACCUGAUUUGCAACCGUCAGAAACCCUAAAAUUAGGUCAUAUAACUUGUUUAAAAGCAAUUAAUAGGCUUGGACAAGAUUACAUUAUAGCUGGUUAUGAAUCUGGUGAUAUAAUAACUUGGGAUAUUCGUUCUAAUAAAAUAGUAAGCAGUUCUAAAGUAAAUGAAUUUCCAAUGGCCAUUGAUUUUGAUGUACAAUCAAAUCGUGGUAUAUGUGGUUCUGCAAACGAUAGAUUAGAAGUUAUUUCAUUUACACCACGCCAAAGUUUUGAUAUAAAAUCAGUAAAUGAAUUAAGUAUAAAGAAUCCAGGUAUAAAUUGUAUAAAAAUACGACCUGAUCAAAAAGUUUUUGUAUCUGGUGGUUGGGAUGGACGUAUUAGAAUAUUUUCAUGGAAGAGUUUAAGACCUUUAGCUGUUUUAACAGAACAUAAAAGUGGAGGUGUUAUGGAUAUUUGUUUCUCAUCAGGUAAAGUAUCAACCUGGAAUGCAAAUAUAAUGGCAGCUGGAGGUUUUGAUGGACAAAUAACUUUGUGGGACUUAUAUAACUAAAGAAUAACACUUAAGAUGAUAACAUAUUUUUAUAACAAAAGAGAAUAAAGAGGACAUAGACUUUCAAUAAAAUUGAAUAUGUUUUGCAUGACGUUGCAAACUUUGCAAAAUAAACUCUUACUUUUUUACUACUACAAGAUAAUUUUUAUAUUAGUAUCAUUUUCAAAAUGAUUCAGAAAUAAUUUUUUUAAGUUAGUAAAAUUUUUACAUAAUAUUAAUAUAAAUAAUAUUAAAUUAGUGAAGUUUGUUUAAAUAACAAUAUUGUUUAAAUUUUAAUAUAAUUAAAAAAAUGAACUUUGCAAAUUAACAAGUAGAAAUUUUCGUAAAAGUUAUUGGAACUUAGAAACCUUUUUCUAUUUAAGUAAAUUUCAUUAUUUAUCAUUUAUGUGCAUAAUAAUAAUUAUUGUUAAAUUUUGAGACUACCAAAUACCAAAAUUUUUCAUGAUUGCUUA